Molecule: messenger RNA, 1436 nt
Organism: Seriola dumerili (greater amberjack)
Lineage: Eukaryota; Metazoa; Chordata; Actinopteri; Carangiformes; Carangidae
Gene: ube2r2
Product: ubiquitin conjugating enzyme E2 R2
Exons: 6
Coding region: 575-1357 (260 amino acids)
Biological process (GO): protein polyubiquitination; ubiquitin-dependent protein catabolic process
Molecular function (GO): ubiquitin conjugating enzyme activity
Source: RefSeq, a predicted model, not a curated record
GAAAAUAAAAAUCGAUUAAAUCCACUGUAAUUCGCGAGUGUAAACCUCUCACCUACUGUUCUUUUCGCGACCGUAGGCUCGAAUUUAUCAGGCUUCUGCACUGCCACUGUACCGGAGGGGACGGUAGAGAGCAGAGAAGCUGCUCCAUUUGAACGAAGUUGCUCGGUAGGGGUUUAGCUGACGUGUGGAGAAGUUGAGACAGCCAGAGAGCAGAUAAACAAACAUAAACAAGCAGUGAUCAGCUGAGCGCCUGUCCGAACCGAACCAGCAGCACGGAGAGGUGCCAGGGAGAGCGGGUUUCCUCUGUUGAGCCCAAGAAUGAUCCACAGGAGACCGUGACUUACACUGAUACUAGCUCCAUGUCAACUGUCAACACUGGCACACAAAGAAUUUCGGAAGCACAACACGAGGACCAGCCAUAGGCUUUAGCAGAAAACCCACUGCUCCUGUCACUGUCUGUUUGUCAAGACAUAGCUAGGCUAACAUGGACAGCCAAUGAGUUUACCUUCCAGUGUCCAGCUGUAACGAAACGAAUACACAUUACAGUGCAAGGAGACAGAGAAGUGGGAUUAACAUGGCCCAUCAGGCAACCCCUAGUUCACAGAAGGCCCUGAUGAUGGAGCUGAAGUCUCUGCAGGAUCAGCCGGUGGAGGGCUUCCGCAUCACUCUGGUGGAGGAGUCUGACCUCUACAACUGGGAAGUGGCUAUCUUCGGGCCCCCAAACACCCUGUAUGAGGGAGGCUACUUUAAGGCUCACAUCAAGUUUCCAGUUGACUACCCAUACUCCCCACCAACCUUCCGCUUCCUCACCAAGAUGUGGCACCCCAACAUUUAUGAGAACGGAGAUGUGUGCAUCUCCAUCCUGCACCCUCCUGUUGAUGACCCUCAGAGCGGGGAGUUGCCCUCUGAAAGGUGGAACCCCACCCAGAAUGUCAGGACUAUCCUGCUUAGUGUGAUCUCACUGCUCAAUGAGCCCAACACAUUCUCUCCAGCCAAUGUGGAUGCCUCUGUCAUGUUUCGCAAAUGGAGGGACAGCAAAGGCAAGGACAAGGAGUAUGCAGAGAUUAUCAGGAAGCAAGUGAUGUCAACAGCAGCAGAGGCUGAGCGCGAUGGCGUCAAAGUCCCAACCACACUGGCAGAGUACUGCGUCCAGACCAGAGUUCCCUCCCAGGACAGCAGUUCAGACCUUCUUUAUGAUGACCUCUACGACGACGACAUGGAGGAGGAGGAUGAAGAAGAAGACGAGAGCGAGAUGGAGUCUGUAGGCGAAGCAGGGGGGCUCAGCGCCGUGGAGGACGGCGGGACGUCCACCAGACGAUAUGACAACCAGGACGACUCUGGCAAUGAAGACUCAUGAUGAUCUGGAUAAUAACUCCGCCCUGCCAACUCCCCACCACCCUCCUUCUUUUCUGUUUUACGUUAGAAUUUUGUGUGUG